AUGUAUGCUGUGACUAUUAGUGAUGAGGGUGACUGUUACCGGUGUUUCCCGCCUGACCCAGGCAUAGAGGCUGCUGCGCUAGGUACUUGUGAGGCUGCUGCUCUAGGUGCCAGUGCGUCUGCUGCCCCAGGUGCCGGUGAGUUUGCGCUCUCAGGUGCUGCGUCGCCCCCGGACACCCACACCUUCACCCUUGACUCGGGUGCUUCCCGCUCCUUCUUUCGAGACUGCACCACUCUCACACCGCUCAGUCGGCCUGUUGCGGUCUCCCUAGCGGACCCCUCUGGGGGUCCUGUCCUUGCUCACUACUCCACUGUCCUACCGUGUCCAGCGGUCCCGUCUGGCUCCCUGUCGGGUCUCUACCUCCCCUCGUUCUCUACGAACUUGGUGGCGGGUGCUGACCUCCAGGAUGCAGGAGUUGACCAGUUCACCCCUGCGCGUCAGCGGGUGACCCACUGCACUUGUGCGGACACGGGCCGCCACUUGGCCACGUUUGCUCGUCGGCCAGGGUCGAGCCUGUACACACUGACUACUGAGUCUUCCCCAGUCACUGAGUCUGCUCAGGUAGCCGCGUCGGGUCAGGUGUUUGCUGCGGCGUCCAGGUCUGGUCCUGAGUCUGCCCCCUGCUCGUGUCGUCUCCUGUCUCACCGGACUCUCCUCUGGCACCACCGUCUUGGUCACCCCUCCCUGCCUCGCCUUCGAGGCAUGGCUUCCCGUCUUCUUGUUUCUGGUCUCCCCCGGUCCCUCCCUCCUCUUCCUCCGGGGCCUGCCCCCACCUGCGUUCCCUGCGUCGAGGGGCGGCAGCGCGCUGCUCCUCACUCCUCCGAGUUUCCUCCGACAGAGGCUCCGCUGCAGACGCUUCACAUGGACGUGUGGGGCCCAGCCCGCGUCCGUGGGCAGGGUCAGGAGCGCUACUUCCUGCUGGUGGUUGACGACUACUCGCGUUACACCGCAGUCUUCCCCUUGCGCAGCAAGGGUGACGUCACUGAGGUGUUGAUCGCCUGGAUCCGCGCGGCUCGUCUCCAGCUCCAGGAGAGUUUCGGCUCCGACUUUCCUGUUCGGCGUCUGCACUCCGACCGAGGCGGAGAGUUCUCCUCUGACCUUCUGCAGACCUUCUGUCGCACACGAGGCAUCCGCCAGACCUUCACGCUUCCGGACUCUCCGCAGCAGAAUGGGAUUGCUGAGCGCCGCAUCGGCAUGGUCAUGGACGUCGCUCGUACGUCCAUGAUCCAUGCGGCUGCUCCCCAUUUUCUGUGGCCGUUUGCGGUUCGGUACGCGGCGCAUCAGCUCAACCUUCACCCCCGGGUCUCCAUGCCGGAGACCUCCCCUGCUUUGCUGUGGACGGGGAAGGUUGGUGAUGCGUCGCGUUUUCGGGUCUGGGGAUCUAGGGCGUUUGUCCGCGACUUGUCUGCGGACAAGCUGUCCUCUCGUGCUGUUCCCUGCGUCUUCCUUGGCUUUCCCCCUGACGCGCCAGGCUGGCAGUUCUACCACCCCACCUCGCGCCGUGUCUUCGCGUCCCAGGACGUCACCUUUGACGAGUCGGUUCCCUACUACCGUCUCUUCCCCUACCGCACUGCGUCCCUCCCUCCCCCGCCGCUCUUCCUUACACCAGGCCCCCCUCCGGUAGACCCCCUCCCCCCUCAGGGUCCUGCUCCCUCAGGUGUGUCCCAGGUAGAUGCAGUUGAGCCAGUCGAGGUAGCUGUUGACUCUGGUACUGCUGGUGGUGCUGAGCCUGGGGGUGCUGGGUCUGGGGGUGCUGCGACUGGGGGUGCUGGGUCUGGGGGUGCUGCGACUGGGGGUGCUGAGCCUGGGGGUGCUGAGUCUCGGAGUGCGGAGCCUGAGAGUGCUGGACCUGCUCGUCCGGCGUCUGGUGGUGCUGAGCCUGGCGGUUCCUCCGGUGCUUCGUCCCGGCGGGAGCUGCUCUCUCCACAGGAGCUGCGUGAGUGGUUCGCCCGGCGCUGGCGACGUGCUGCUGGAGCUGGUGGUGCUGCAGGAGCUGGGGGUUCUACUGCUGCUGAGAGUGCUGGUGCCGAGGGUCCCAGAGGUGCUCGUACCGAGUGUACUGGAGCUGCUGACCCUACGAGUGCUCCUCCUGCUGGAGCUGGUGGUGCUGCUGGUGUUGCUGGCGCUGGAGCUGCUGGUGCUGCUGGAGCUGCUGGUGCUGCUGGUGCUGCUGGUGCUACUGGCGUUGGUGCUGCUGGAGCUCCUGGAGCUGGAGCUGCUGCGUCUUCGGGUGGUCCGGCUGGAGCUGGAGCUACUGGGGGUGUUGGCGCUGGGGGUGCUCCUGGCGCUGGUGCUGCUGGGGGUGCUGGAGUUGGAGCUGCUGGAGUUGCGGGUCUUCCUGGUGCUGGUGCUCCCGCUGGGGGCGCUGGUGCUGUUCCUGCUGGCACUGGUGGAGCUGCGCGGCCGUGGCCGUACUUUGUUCCGCUCCUUGAGCAGGUUCUUGGUCUUCCGUCCUCUCUUGGUCCUGCUCCUGCCUUAGAGUGUCCGCCUCCUGUCCAGUCUGAGUCACAGUUACAGCCACCUUCCCCGCUUCCUUCUCCUUCUCCCUACACUGGUCCUACUGGAGGUCUUGCUGAGCGUCGUGAGCCUGCGUCUCGCCCUGCGUCGCCUGUCCGUGCUGCUCGCACUAGUGGUCGUGGUUCGCGUCAGCGUCCUCCCCCUGUCCCCGGCACGCACCGGAUGUCUCUGCGUCCUUCCACUGCUCCGCUGCGUGCCCCUUUGCCCUCUCCUCCAGCGUCCUCUCUUCCUGAGCUUCCUGACCCGGAGUCGGACUCCCUUCGUGCUGCGCGUCCUACUGUCACGCGUCUCCUUGCUACUGUCGUCACUGACCCUUCCUUUGAGUCUACUGCUGCGUCUGCCCUAGUUGCUGAGCUUGUCGACUUCGCUGCUCGCUGUCGCCUAGACUACGCUACCAGUCUCGUCGCUGAGUCUGAGUCUGUCUGUCCUCCGUCCGUCGGGGGUGAGUGUGCUCUUGGCACGGACGUCCUAGAGGACAGGCAGGAGGAGUUCCAGUGCUUGGCUGCUGUUUCACCUCAUCUCGUGUCCAUGCUGCUUGCCCCUGAGGGAGACCCGGAUGCACUUGACAUCCCGACUCCGCGCUCUUACGCGGAGGCGAUAGAGGGUCCCUACUCCUCUCAGUGGCAGGCAGCCAUGGACGCAGAGAUGGCUUCCUGGAAGUCCACAGGCACCUACGUUGACGAGGUUCCCCCGCCUGGGGCGAACAUCGUCAGUGGCAUGUGGAUUUUCAGGGUGAAGCGGCCGCCGGGUUCUCCGCCUGUCUUCAAGGCGCGUUACGUGGCUCGUGGUUUCAGUCAGCGGCAGGGAGUUGACUACUUUCAGACUUUCUCCCCCACCCCGAAGAUGACCACUCUUCGGGUACUGCUGCACAUAGCUGCUCACCGAGACUACGAGCUGCACUCUCUUGACUUCAGCACUGCUUUCUUGCAGGGCAGCCUUCACGAGGAGAUCUGGCUGCGCCGCCCACCUGGCUUCACUGGGUCGUUUCCUCCUGGCACCCAGUGGAGCCUCCGGUGGCCAGUCUACGGUCUCCGCCAGGCGCCUCGUGAGUGGCACGACACACUGAGGACUACACUUGCGGCCCUUGGGUUUGCUCCUUCUACUGCCGACCCGUCGCUGUUUCUGCGCACCGACACUUCUUUGCCGCCGUUCUACAUCCUUGUGUACGUCGACGACUUGGUCUUUGCUACAGCUGACACUGCUGGACUUGCCUACGUGAAGUCCGAGCUGCAGAAGAGACACACGUGCACAGACCUGGGUGAACUGCGCAGCUACCUUGGCUUGCAGAUCACCAGGGACAGAGCACAGCGCACCAUUACCCUGACUCAGUCACAUAUGGUGCAGCAGGUCCUUCAGCGCUUCGGCUUCACGUACUCCUCGCCUCAGGCCACUCCUCUGCCUACGCGCCACUCGCUCUCAGCUCUGCCUUCGGAUGAGUCCGUAGAGUCGAGUGGCCCGUACCCAGAGCUUGUCGGCUGCCUCAUGUACCUGAUGACCUGCACUCGACCUGACCUUGCAUACCCUCUUAGCAUUCUGGCACGCUUUGUUGCUCCUGGGAGACACAGACCAGAGCACAUGGCUGCAGCGAAGAGGGUGUUGCGCUACUUGUGCAGUACGUCGGGCAUGGGGCUUGUGCUUGGAGGGCAUAGUUCAGUGGUCCUCACUGGUCACGCAGACGCUUCUUGGGCUGACGACCAGGCUACGCAGCGGUCGUCACAGGGUUACACCUUCAGCCUUGGUUCCGGCUCUGUUUCUUGGCGGUCUACCCGCUCGUCUUCUGUUCUCGGCUCCAGUUGUGAGGCUGAGAUCUACGCAGGGGCCAUGGCUGCACAGGAGCUACGCUGGCUCACCUACCUGCUGACUGACCUGGGAGAGCCGCCUCGUUCUCCUCCAGUGCUGUACGUAGACAACAAGGCCAUGCUGGCCUUGUGUCAUGAGCACAGACUGGAGCACAGAACGAAGCACAUCGCUCUCCGCUACUUUCUUGCUCGUGAGCUGCAGCAGCGUGGUCAGCUGCGCCUUGCUUACGUGGCCUCUGAGGCCAACACUGCUGAUAUCUUCACUAAGGCACUCGCGCCUUGUGAUCAUCAGCGCUUCUGCACUCUGUUAGGUCUUGUACCUACCUUGCCUCACUUGCUUACUUCUUGA
Molecule: messenger RNA, 4665 nt
Organism: Closterium sp. Yama58-4
Lineage: Eukaryota; Viridiplantae; Streptophyta; Zygnematophyceae; Desmidiales; Closteriaceae
Source: the annotation of a GenBank genome assembly